Messenger RNA from Onychomys torridus (southern grasshopper mouse), 669 nucleotides. Its product is annotated as translation initiation factor IF-2-like. Bases 1 to 669 code for a protein of 222 amino acids. The record is from RefSeq and is a predicted model, not a curated record. The transcript has 2 exons. NCBI's taxonomy places the organism in Eukaryota, Metazoa, Chordata, Mammalia, Rodentia, Cricetidae.
AUGGCGGGUCGCCGCGCUCGGUCCCCGCCUCCCGGGCCCGCGCACUCUGCGAUCCGCCGCCGCCGCCGGCGACACCCUCCGGGCCAGAGCCGCCGGCUCCUUGGGCUGCGCUGUGAGCGCGCGAGCUGCUCACCUCGCGGCGGCCAAGGCUGCGGCGCCCGGAAGAGCGGGCGCGGGGCGCGGAGGGCGAGGAGAGGCCGGCGCGCGCCUACCCGAGCCCCGGGGUGGCGCCUCCCGCCGCGGCCCGAGCUCGCUCGCCCGCGCCCCGCACCGGCUCUGGGCUCGCCGCGCGCCCUCGCCGCGCCCGCCCGCCCGGAGGAGGCUCGUACUGCGGCGCGGGCCGCGGAGGGCGGACUCGCGGGCCGGCGGGAGGCGCGGGGGGCAGCUCGGCGCGGCCACCCCAGCGGGCUGGGAGCGGGGCGCUGCGAGCGCGCGGGGUCCCCACUGCAGCGAGGCCCCCCGGAGCGCGGCGUGGGGAGCUGGAAGGGGGGCGGGGAGGGCGGGGAGGCUCGCCUCUGGGCGACCGGAACAAAGCGGGAGCGCUCAGCCGGAGCCCGAACCGGGCGACCGUGCGGCCCCGCGUGCCUGACGCCGGCGGAAACGCCAGCCUCGCCGGGCCGGGCUGCGGAGCGUGGGACCUGGGCGCCGCUGCGGCACCGACUCCGCUAG